This is a messenger RNA of Trypanosoma grayi, 1776 nucleotides long. Its product is annotated as putative RNA-binding protein. Gene Ontology annotation, molecular function: RNA binding. The record is from RefSeq and is a predicted model, not a curated record. The transcript has a single exon. Bases 1 to 1776 code for a protein of 591 amino acids. NCBI's taxonomy places the organism in Eukaryota, Euglenozoa, Kinetoplastea, Trypanosomatida, Trypanosomatidae.
AUGCUCCUUGCAGAACACAAUUCGGACGCUUCCGAGGAGCAGCCCAUCGUGACCUCCAGUGUCAAGAGCAAAAACACGCAGAGCAGCAGUGGCUGCAUGACCAACGUGGAUUCUGUCUCGACGAGUGGUGACGCCCGCGACUACGACAAGCCAUUCCGACGCGUGCAUGACGACUCCGUGUUCGACGAGAACGACGCCUCCUGUGACGGUGGGUUGUACAUGGAGGACUGCAUGAACUUCGUCAUCGCCACUGAUGGCAACGACGACGAUGCGUCCCCUGCGAUGAUGGCUGCGAUGUCGUUGUCCGACCCUGCAUCCACAGAGAUCAAUAUCCUCGGCACCCCAACUCCAGGGCGACGGAGAAGAGUGGCUGAUGACGUGCCUUCCGCCUUGCAAAGGCCGCAAGACUAUACCCUCCCCUUCGGAUACGGGGGCACGAACUCUGAUGCCCUCUUUUCGUAUACAAACUGGCAGCGCCAUGAAGGCAAUGGCAGCACUAAUGGAGACCUGUCACCUGCCGCUUCCUCCUCGGUGGGGCCUGCAGCAGACAGCAAUUUGCAGCAAAGCCAACAUCAACCGCAGGUUGGCGGGCUACCAGAAGAAUCCACCACAGAAAACUCCGGCAUGUGCCCGCAAACAAAGCAGCCAUUGGAUGAUGAAGUGCGUAGUAACCUGUUUAUCUCCGGCCUUCAUCCCAGUGUGACGGAUAGUGAACUGCACGGACUUUUCAGCCCUUACGGUACAAUAGAGUCUGCUAAAGUCAUGCUCGACAUCCACACAGGGAAGAGUCGUGGCAUUGCCUUUGUUAAGUUUGCCGACGUCGCCAGUGCCGAAAAGGCUCUGGAGGCUCUGAACAACUCACUUCAUCUUGGUGAAACACUCGCCGUUCGCGUGGCAAAGCCGCACGCCGCUUACCGCCCUGGCGCGCCCACCAACAAGACAUUCGUGCGAAACGUUCCGCUCGGUGUGAAGAAGUCGGACCUCGCUCAGCACUUCGGGAGGUACGGCGACGUGGUGGACGUCUCCAUUCACAGCGACACGGCGCAGCGGGUGUUGAACAAGCGGCGAAAUGUGGCUUUUAUCACUUACACCACCAAGGAGGCGGCAGCGAAGGCGGCGCAGGAGACACACACAACGACACCGUUCCCCGACUGUGACGGCAUCCCGCUCCUCGCCAAGGUCGCCGAAGACUCCGCGCACCGUAUCGAGCGCCUCGCCCGCCGCGGCGCCUGCCGCCACGCCAAUGGCAGUCUUAAGAACAGCAUCAGCAGCGCCAGCGCCUGCAGCUCACUGCAGGGUCCCCCACCAGGCUUCCCGCUCGCUGCGGUAUCACAGAAGGGGAUGGAGCAGUUCGCGUCGGCUAGUGCACCGUCGUACCCGUUCGCGCCGUCGUUAUCGCAGCCUAUCCUCACUGAUCCUUUUGGCACGAGUGCGUCGGCACCGGCGUUCUACACAGCCCCGUUUUUCCCAAUGCCGCCAGCCGCCGGCAGCGGCAGUGCGCCGUUCUUCUUUGUCGGCUCCGACUCUAAUUCCGCCAUCUUUGCGCCGCCAGUCGCCGCACCUUUUGGCGGGGCAAUGCGGACGACCAACAAGUCAGCGGAGAAUGUCUGCAGCAAUAACAACAAUGCAUCGUCGGCUUCAUCGCCACCACCGCCGCCGAUGGUGAUGUACGCCCCGGGCCACCCCGCAAUGAUGGCGCCGCAGCCGGCCGUCAUGUACUAUUUGCCCAAUGGUACUAUGGCGAUGGCCGCCGCACACCCACAGCCCAGCAAGUAA